GUUUUAAGGCUUCAAUUCUAAUCCUUAUGUAAACACUAUUUAAUGUUGUUUUAAAAAGAAUUAGUUUUACAGUCUUUGAUCAAAGUUAUCAAAAUAAAUGGGAUAUGGUCGAUUACUAUUAUCACUGACACCUUUAUGGAGCUACAUAAGAAUUGAAUAAGCGUCGAAUAGUCUCUAUUUGGCUUCUCAUUUGUCUCCUAACUGGCUAAGUUGAUCAGCCUUGGUAAACAAUUGUAAUUGUACAUCUUACAUUUAACGUUUAUUAUUUUCGCAAUGGAGACUAGAACAAAUAUUUUACUUUUUGUGCCCAAUCUAAUUGGUUAUGCUCGUAUUAUUCUGGCGUUCAUAUCCUUCUAUUACAUGAAAGAUGAUUACUUGAAAGCUUUGUUUUGCUAUUUCAUGAGCGCUUUCCUGGAUGCUUUUGAUGGUCAUGCUGCCAGACUCUUGAAUCAAUCAACUAAAUUUGGUGCCAUCCUUGAUCAACUUACAGAUCGAUGUGGAACGAUGGGCUUGGUUAUGGUUUUGGCCCUUUUCUAUCCCAAGUAUAUGUUUUUCUUUCAACUGGUUAACAUUAUAGAUAUUGCAGGACACUGGCUUCACAUUUGGGUCUCUUUACUGCAAGGCAAAUCUAGUCACAAAUUCAUUGAUCUAAGUGAAAACAAAAUCCUACGAAUCUAUUAUACUUCCAGGCCUGUAUUGUUUUUCAUGUGUGCAGCUAACGAGCUCUUCUUCGUUGCUCUUUACUUGUGUCAUUUCACCUACGGUCCAUUCCGAAUCUUUCCAUUGAUUGCUUGGAUUUCCGGGCCUUUUGCCAUUCUUAAACUUACCAUUACGGUUUUGCAAGGCUUCUCUGCGGUAAUCAACAUUGCCUGUAUUGAUGCUUCGGAGCGAGCAGAAGCAGAGAGUUUAAAAGGAAAACAAAAUUAGAGACAAAUGAUAUUCUCUGGGUGUGUCAAGUUUUGUUUAGAAAAGCAAAAAAGUACUUUAUUUUGGCGAGCAACACGCGAGUGUCAACAACAAAUCAUUAAAACUCAAUAUGACUGUCCUGAAAGAUGAUGAUAAUGAUGGCGUUUAACAGUAAAUAAGACUUAUAAAAGCUGAAGGAAUGAGCAGAUGUUAUCAUAUUAUUCGUAUUACAAUAAAAAAAAUACACUUAACACAAAUAACUUCAUUCAUUUUUAAUUUGAAAUCAAACAUCAUUAAGCACAAAUAUUGUACCAAAUGAAGCCUCCCGCCCCUCCUCAUGGACAUUACCCACCAGCAUGAUGAUCAUCAUCAUCUCUAUCACUCUAAUCCUUUUGGUUAUUUUUUAUUUUAUUUUACCUUUUAACCACGGUUUAUCAUCUUUAUCAUUUGGAUCACUCCCUCAUAUCAUCAUCCUGGUCUUUCACAUGCACUAUCAUCAUCAUCAUCUCUCUCUUUCCCUCUCACAUUUCGAUCUUCCCGCUCAAUAGCAUUUCGUUUACUCAACAGACCAAGUUUAUACACUUUGAAUAGAAAUAAACUUUAUUCUAUUGUCA
This is a messenger RNA of Tetranychus urticae (two-spotted spider mite), 1520 nucleotides long. RefSeq names its product phosphatidylinositol synthase. The record is from RefSeq and is a predicted model, not a curated record. NCBI's taxonomy places the organism in Eukaryota, Metazoa, Arthropoda, Arachnida, Trombidiformes, Tetranychidae. Gene Ontology annotation, biological process: phosphatidylinositol biosynthetic process. Gene Ontology annotation, molecular function: CDP-diacylglycerol-inositol 3-phosphatidyltransferase activity. Gene Ontology annotation, cellular component: membrane; Golgi apparatus.